AGCGCCACCAUCGCCACCCUAACCACCACAGUUACCUUCUCUUUCUUCUCCUCUCUUUUAAACACUAAACCAGUAAAACACAGCCCCUGUCUCUCUCGUUCUUUCUCGUUCGCAGAACAAAUCAAGCUCAAGCUCUUGUUCUCUUCGUCUCAGGUGAGCUCCAGCACGCCGGUGCCACCUGUAGCAGCGUCUGUCCCCACUGCCGCCGCGCCUCUCUCUCCUUUUAUUCCCACUCAGUUCUGGCUCGCAUAUCUUUUCAGCGCCGCAGCCAUCAUCUCCUCCAGUCAAUGCUUCCAGAUAGAAAGAAAGCAAAAAGGAAAAGAUGUUGAAGGUGAAGGUGUAUGCGGACCACAUGUCCCAACCAUCUCAUGCCAUUCUUAUCUUCUGCAAAGUUAAUGGAAUAGAAUUCGACGAGAUUAAAGUUGAAAUCUCCAAAAGACAGCAGUUAUCUCCUAAAUUUGCAGCUAUCAACCCUUUCAAGAAACUCCCUGCUAUUGUUAAUGGAAGGUUCAAGCUAUUCGAGAGGAUGUAUGGUGUGGCCCUGGAAUUGGACUCGCAUCAGAUCAUGCUUCUGCUUCUGUGGAUUGUGUGGUGGCAAGGAAGAAUGCUUCUUCAAGAAGGAACCUUGAUGCCGUUGAGAGAGCAACACAUAGGGAAGAGGUAUUCUUCUUUCUCCAUCAUCAUCUUCUACUUCAAUUCUUACUGUUUUCUUUUUUAUUUAUUUAAUUGAUUCAUUUAUGUUGUUUUCUCUUCAGACACUGCAUUUUCAUGUUCAUAUAAUUGUUGUGAAUUGAAGCCUCUUCUCUUCCUCAACUCAAUGACAGUUCUUGAUUGUUUAAUUGAUCAAAGAC
Messenger RNA from Arachis ipaensis, 851 nucleotides. NCBI's taxonomy places the organism in Eukaryota, Viridiplantae, Streptophyta, Magnoliopsida, Fabales, Fabaceae. The record is from RefSeq and is a predicted model, not a curated record.